AUGUCGGGCGAUGCCAAUGCUGCUGCCGCAACCUCGUUCCUCUCGCGAGACCUCAUCUCCACCAUCCUGCUCCGCCUCCCGGCGAUCGUCCUCCGCCGCUUGAGCCUCGUUUGUAAAGAAUGGCGAAAUAUCAUCUCGGAUCCAAUCUUCAUCAAAACCCACAUGGUGGAAGGACCGACGGCCCCGACACACACCAUCGUAUUCGUGCCUUCCUCCGAGCAGUACCGCGCCGGCAACGGGUUCCUAUUCGACGAGCGCUGGCGGCUAGCGGCGAGGUUCGCCGUCGGCGCUUCCGAGGCCAUGGUAGGCACGUGCAACGGCCUUCUCUGCUUCCACGACGGGCGCCGGGACCUUAUCAAGAUCGUAGAACCCUUCACCGGCGAUGCCAUUGUCCUGCCGGUGCCGACGACGGAUUCGCCGUGGAAGCACGACGCCCGGUCGUACUGCUUCGGAUUCGACGCCACGGCGAGGCGAUACAAGAUCGUUCACCAGGUCGAAAGCUAUAGCUUCCUGAAUGUUUUCACGCUGGGAGAGGACAAGGGCUGGAGAACCGUAAGCAUUCCCCCAUGUGCCUCCGUCCACGGCGACCUCGCGUACGACGGCGGAACGGUGUACUGGAGCUACAACGGAUACGCAGACAUGAUGUACGCGCGCUUCGAUCUAGCGACCGAGCAGAUCAUCACGCCGGUGAAGCGGUGUCUGGCUAACGGGCGACCGAUCACUUGCCAUCAUCCGCGGUGGCGGGAUCAGCCCUUCGUCUUCCUAAUAAGGCGGUUCGCCAGUGAGUCACAGGAUGACUACUGGCCGCAUGAUAUGAACACCAUGGCGAUUGAUACCCAUGGCGUGAUCGUUCCCCAUGGGCGGCACCUACCGAGGCCACACGCGCUGCAACGGGGCCACCUGCUAUUACAGGAGGCGAACGGAGCUGUGUACGCUCACAAGAUCAUGACAACAACUAUUCAUGAACUUAAAAUUGGGUGGAAAAAACUGCUGAUUGAUAGCGAUCUGGGCCUUACCAAUCACUUUUUCGCACCCAAGAACGGCCAGUUCGUUCCAGUUCACAGUGGCGGACGGUCGAAAACACAGCAGCCCGUGGCUACUGCGAGCGAGGAUAUUUGCACGUUUGCCUACACCCCCACAGUAUCUGUCGCUCCCUUGGCGCUCUAUCUAGGCACACAUGGUUAA
Molecule: messenger RNA, 1185 nt
Organism: Lolium perenne
Lineage: Eukaryota; Viridiplantae; Streptophyta; Magnoliopsida; Poales; Poaceae
Product: putative F-box protein At5g52610
Molecular function (GO): protein binding
Source: RefSeq, a predicted model, not a curated record